UUCCUCAGACCUGGAGUCAGUUCGGCUGCUGGAGUGACCGCUGCACAUCAACACCUUCAUGCUAUACUGUCCCUGUAACGAUAACGACACUGACGUCCGAAAAAAAUAAAAUGCCUUUACCUGUGCAAGUGUUUAACUUUCAGGGCUCUGUGGAGCCCAUGCAGAUUGAUGCAGACCCCCAGGAAGACCAGCAGAACGCUCCUGACACCAACUACAUCGUGGAGAACCCAACACUGGACCUGGAGCAGUAUGCGACCAGCUACAGCGGAUUAAUGCGCAUUGAAAGGCUUCAGUUCAUUGCCGAGCAUUGCCCUCAGCUCCGAGUGGAAGCCUUGAAGAUGGCUCUCACCUUCGUCCAGAGGACCUUCAAUGUGGAUACUUACGAAGAGAUCCACCGCAAACUCACUGAGGCUACACGGGAAGUACAGGGUGUACCAGACACAGUGCCUGAAGGUGGUGUUGCUCCCCCUCCCUUGGACUCAGCGUGGGCAGAGUCCACCAGGAAAAAGGCUCUGCUCAAACUGGAGAAACUGGACACUGAUCUGAAGAACUACAAGGGAAACUCCAUCAAAGAGAGCAUCAGGAGAGGCCACGAUGACUUAGGAGACCAUUACCUGGACUGUGGUGACCUCAGUAACGCCCUCAAGUGCUACUCCCGAGCCAGAGACUACUGCACCAGUGCAAAGCAUGUCAUCAACAUGUGUCUGAAUGUCAUCAAGGUUAGUGUUUACCUCCAGAACUGGUCCCAUGUACUGAGCUACGUCAACAAGGCAGAAUCCACGCCAGAGAUAGCAGAGCAAAGAGGAGAGCGAGAUAGCCAAAACCAAGCAGUCCUCACCAAAUUAAAGUGUGCUGCAGGCCUGGCAGAGUUGGCCUCCCGGAAAUACAAACCAGCUGCCAAGUGCUUCCUGCAGGCGUCCUUUGACCACUGUGACUGUCCAGAGCUUCUGUCACCCAGUAACGUAGCCGUGUACGGGGGCUUGUGUGCUUUGGCCACGUUCGACAGGCAGGAGCUCCAACGUAACGUCAUCUCCAGCAGCUCCUUUAAGUUAUUUCUAGAGUUGGAGCCUCAGAUCCGUGACAUCAUCUUCAAGUUCUACGAGUCCAAGUACGCGUCCUGUCUCAAGCUGCUGGAUGAAAUGAAGGAUAACCUGCUGUUGGACAUGUAUCUGGCCCCGCAUGUCAAGACACUGUACAGCCAGAUCAGGAACAGAGCCCUCAUUCAGUAUUUCAGCCCUUACGUGUCAGCGGACAUGACUAAGAUGGCUCAGGCCUUCAACACCACAGUAGCGGCUCUGGAAGACGAGCUGACCCAGCUCAUACUAGAGGGGCUCAUCAACGCCCGGAUCGACUCCCAUAGCAAGAUCCUCUACGCGAGGGACGUGGACCAGAGGAGCACCACGUUUGAGAAGUCGCUCCACAUGGGCAAAGAGUUCCAGAGACGAGCCAAAGCCAUGAUCCUCCGAGCUGCUGUGCUGCGCAACCAGAUCCAUGUCAAGUCUCCACCCAGAGAAGGCAGCCAGGGUGAGCUGACACCAGCCAACAGCCAGACCAGGAUGAGCACCAACAUGUGAGGAGGAAGUCCUCUUCUCAGUCUGCACCUUGACCCUGCUCCUGCUGACAACCAACCGACCAGAGGGGGACGAAUCACCUGUGCAUCAACACCAACCACAACCACCUACUGUUUCUCACUGAAGACAGAAAACAACACAAUGUAAAGACUCUUAUGUUCUCAAAGGAUCUCUGUUAUCCCUGAUGAUACAGGGAAUACAACCUUUUGUUAGUCUGAAGAUGUUGGAGAUUUGGACAAGAUGGAAAUGUUUUUGUUUGUUUUGGUUUUUUUUUGGAUGACAAUUCAGCACUUCAGCUGUAAGUUACUGGUAGGAGAUGCACUUUGUUCUGCUCACAUGAUGGAAGCCUCAUUAACAGAAACAAGGUUUUAAAAAAAUAAAAACGCCUACCCGAAACAUA
Molecule: messenger RNA, 1971 nt
Organism: Toxotes jaculatrix (banded archerfish)
Lineage: Eukaryota; Metazoa; Chordata; Actinopteri; Toxotidae
Gene: gps1
Product: G protein pathway suppressor 1
Exons: 14
Coding region: 111-1574 (487 amino acids)
Cellular component (GO): COP9 signalosome
Source: RefSeq, a predicted model, not a curated record